Molecule: messenger RNA, 2870 nt
Organism: Cygnus atratus (black swan)
Lineage: Eukaryota; Metazoa; Chordata; Aves; Anseriformes; Anatidae
Gene: TIGD5
Product: tigger transposable element derived 5
Cellular component (GO): nucleus
Molecular function (GO): DNA binding
Source: RefSeq, a predicted model, not a curated record
AAGAUGGCGCUGAGGCGGGCGUACUCCAUCAAGGACCAAGCUGCAAGCCAUCGAGCGGGUGAAGAAGGCGAGCGGCAGGCGUCGGUGUGCCGGGCUUUCGUGCCGGGGGGGACGCUGCGGGGUUGGUUGAAGGACGAGGCGAAGCUGCGCUGGUUCCUGGAGCAGCUGGGGGGGGAGGUGGGCACCCAACGCAAGAAGAUGAGGUUGGCCAACGAGGAGGAGAUCGACCGAGCCGUCUACGCUUGGUUCCUCGCCCUCCGGCAGCACGGCGUCCCCCUCUCCGGGCCCCUCAUCCAAGCCCAAGCCGAGGCUUUCGCCCGGCAGAUCUACGGCCCCGAGUGCACCUUCAAGGCCAGCCACGGCUGGUUCUGGCGCUGGCAGAAGCGCCACGGCAUCUCCAGCCAACGCAUCUACGGCGAGGGCGGCCUCCCCGCCGCCGCCGAGCACGAGCGGGCGCCCGCCGCCCGCCCCGAGCCCCCGCCGCCGACCCCGGCCACCGACGCCGGGGGCUACGGCGAUGAGCAGAUCUACAACGCCAACGUCACCGGGCUCUACUGGAAGCUGCUGCCCGGCAGGCGGCGCGGCGGCCCGGCUCCUCGCCAACGGGUCACCGUGCUGCUGGCCGCCAACUUGACCGGCUCCCACAAGCUCAAGCCUUUGGUGGUCGGCGGCCUCCGCGACCCCCCCAGCCUCCGCCACCACAACCAGGACAAAUUCCCCGCUUGCUAUCGCUACAGCCCCGAGGGGUUGGGGCCGGCUCUCCUCAGGGCUUGGUUCUUCGAGGACUUCGUGCCGGGCGUCAAACGCUACCUGCGGCGGAGCUGCCUGCAGCAGAAGGCCGUGCUGCUGCUCAGCUCCCCAACGCCGCCCGCCGGGGGCGGCCCCGAGGAGCUCCCCCAGCUGCAGACUCCCGACGGCUCCAUCCGCGCCCUCUUCCUCUCCAAGGGCCCGGCCGGGACGGCUCGGCCGGAGGGGGUGGCCCGAAUCCCGGCCCCGCUGGAGCAAGGGGUGGUGUCCGCCUUCAAGCAGCUCUACAAACGGGAGCUGCUGCGCUUGGCCGUCUCGUGGGCGGCCGGGGGCGGCAGCGCCGGGGGCCCCGUGGACUUCGUGCGGUCCUUCCUCCUCAAGGACAUGCUCUACUUGGCCGGCCUCUCCUGGGACCUCAUCCCCGCCGGCGCCAUCGAGAAGUGCUGGCUGCUGGGGCUGCGCGCCGCCUUCGAGCCCCAGCCUGGGGAGGAAGAGCGAGGAGACCGGCCGGCCGGGGAGGAAGGCGGCGGGGACAGCAAAGUCUUCAGCGACCUGACCCACCUGGCCGCGUUGGCCUACAAGCGCCUGGCUCCCAAGGAGGUGGCCGACUGGCUGCACUUGGAUGACACGGCCCCGGGUACGGGGGAGGACGAUGGGGAUGAGGACGCCGAGGAGGAAGGCUCCGGAGGCUGUGGGGUGGAGGAGGAGGAGGAGGAGGAGGAGGAGGAAGAAGAAGCGGGCCCCCCGUUGCUGCCCACGGCCCGGGAAGCCAUCCGAGGGCUGGAGACGGCGCUGCGCUGGCUGGAGGGCCAGGACCCGCGGCAAGUGGGGCCGCUGAAGCUGGUGCAGCUCCGCUCCCUCAUCAGCAUGGCCCAGCGGCUGCACCGCGCCGGCAGCCCCGAUCCCUAGGGCAGGGCGGCCGGCCACCCGUCGGCUACCGACCUCCUCGCCUCCCCGGGGACACCCGUGGGGCUGGGGACACCCCGUUUGUCCUGGCAGGGCUGGCAGCGGAGGUGCCAGCUCCCCUCCGGCACGGGCAGUUCAGGAGGCCCAGACACCCGUGGGUUACCGUGGCUGAAGGGGCGGGGGGGGAGUCACGUUUUAGGGCUAACGGGGUUUUUUUUGUGCGACACCCUCCAUGCGUCGCAUAUUCGAGGGUCGUUCCUCACCCUAAGCUCAUUUAGGAGGUGCUGUUUUUUUAAUCCCGUGAGACUGAGCAGGAUGGUCCCUGGGUAACGCGGGCACCACGGGGAUGGGGUGGGUGGCGUCUGUGCUGCCCCCGUGGGGAAACAGGGUGACGGAGAGAGCCCUGAGGAGCCGGCACCGUGGGGCAAGCUGCAUUUCCACGCUGUAAUUCCCCACAUCUCGGAGCAGGCAGCUGUGUGAUUGGGAUGUUUCUUACCCCACAGCAGUGUUGAAGACGGAUGCGCUGGGUCGUGGCAGAGGGUCUUCGAGGAAGGGGAUGGGAUCUGGGGAGGACAGAUCCUGCGGGGAGGCGAUGCGGGUGUAGGAUCUGACAGGGUAGCAUCGCCUCGGUGUCCUCACAUCUUCAGGCAGACGGCAGGACCGCUCCUGGGGUGCUGCCCUAAAGGGGAUGGUGACGCCCUUUCCGCUGCCAAAACGGUUUCCUGUGAAACCGGGGAGAUUUGGGGCUGCUUUAAGACAACUUUCGUCAUGCACUGGCUUGGGACAGGGACGCGGUGGGGUACCGGCAAGCUGCAGAUCCCCUGGUGAGGGUCACCAGCAGCCCUCCCGUGACAGCACGGCAGCACCCGGACCACAGAGACCUGCUGAACACGUACCACCGUCCCAGCGCCCUCGUAAAACCAAGUUUUGGGGUCCAGGCUCCUGUUUUGCCCUGUGUCUUGUGUGAGAUGGGAGCAGGAACGGCUCCCGGAGCUGUCGUGAAAUACCGGAGGCAUGGGAUGUGAAUUGAGCAGCUCUUUCCUCGACCUGAUUUUGAUAAAAUUUUAGCCCUACUUAGCCAAAUUAUUGAAAAAAGAAAGAAAAAAAAAUCAAGCUGACGUGCCCUGUGUCAGCAGGCGGGAUGGGUGUUUCUACUUAUCGGGUCUUUGUCUCAUGAUUUCAGAGUUUACGGAGAUUAAAUGGAUUUUUAUUCCCGC